This is a messenger RNA of Notodromas monacha, 807 nucleotides long. Lineage: Eukaryota; Metazoa; Arthropoda; Ostracoda; Podocopida; Cyprididae. The record is from the annotation of a GenBank genome assembly.
AUGGAAUCAUCACUCCAGCCGCAGUUUCUGUUGUUGCCAAAAAAUGUGACGCUGGCAAAACCUGCUGAAAGUUAUGUAAAAACCAUUGGAGGUUGGCAAAAAACUAAUCUCACAUCACCUCUGCCUGGUGCUGGCUGCUGGUCCCCCAAGUCUGCGUCAACAGAUUCCACUUUUAUGAUGCUGUAUAGAGUAGACUACCCCGCUAAGCUGGAUAAAUUUCUGGAAUUAGUUCGGAUUUUCCAGGCCAAAAAAGUAUGCUUCUACUCAUUUGAUCCACAAAGGAACCCACGCCUUGAGCGCGUUUGCAAUUUGUAUCCCACUCAGCAGCCAGGGGGAGGUGACAUGCCCAACAUGGACCUGGUGAACUGGGCAGAUGGUUUUGUCCUGGUCUACUCCAUCACAGACCGAAACAGCUUCAGCUUCAUCAAGCAAGUCAAGCAGUUCCUGGUGGAGAAACGAGGGGUUGCUGGACCCCAGUCCUGUGCCAAUGGCGGGUCACCGUCCACGUCCACGUCCUCCUUGUCCUCCUUCUCCUCUUCAUUCUCAUUUCAGUCGCCAGGGGGCACUGGCAGUGGAGGCGUGACCAGCAGUAACCAGAGUCCCUUGCCCAUUGCCAUCAUUGGGAACAAGGGGGACAUGGUGCACCUGCGGCAAGUCAGCACUGAGGAAGAACCCGCUUGGCAACAGCUGACAGUGUUCAGGAACAGAGUCAGAGGAGAGGAGCAGGAAAGUGGGUCACCCAGGGAAGCCCAAGCCUGCAUGCAGUUGAGCCCCUCUGUCUACAGGAACAAACAGUUCUUGAAACAG